UAUAAUCACGCAUCUCGUCCAGGGGAUUCCCACGCUCGCCUCCCUCCUCCCCCCCAACAUCGAUUUGAAUCACAGCACCAACCAUGGAUCCGCUUGUCAACCAGAUUCCGUUGCCCCAGGGCUGGAUCAUCCAGCACGACCCUGCCUCGGGCCGCAUCUUUUUCGUCCAUGUUCCCUCGGGUCAUGUCCAAUGGGAAGAUCCCAGAUCUCAGGCAUACUUUCCUCCGGCCGAUCCAGGGGCUAGAUACUCAACACCGAUGCACCAGGGAACCCAACCCGGUGUCCCGCCAGCAGUUUAUCCACAGUAUGCUCCCGUCAAUACUGCCCUCCCCUCAGCUGCUCCUGCUGGCGCAACAGGGGACCGAUUUCUUGGUCUCGGCGGAAAAGCCGGACUGCUCGGUACGAUAGCUGGCCUGGCUGGCUCGGGAAGCCACGGACACGGAAGCAGCGGCUCUGGUGGGUCCCUUGGAGCGCUCGGCGGCCUGUUCGGCGGCGGCAGUCACAGCGGUCAUCACUCGGCGCACUAUUCUGGCUCGCAUUAUGAUCCGCACUACAAUCCGCACCACAAUCCGCACCACAAUCCGCACCACAAUCCGCAUAGUCCCCACCACGGCUCGCACGGAAACAGCGGUGGCAACAUGCACGGGCUCAUGGCUGGAGCGGCGGCUGGCGGGCUCGGUGCGCUGGCACUCGGAAAGGUCGGCAAGAAGUUUUCCAAGCACAAGCACCAUGGCUACUCGAGCGACUCGAGCUGACGGAGUGGAUCCAGGGGAUUCGAGCGGAUGGGUCCAUUGAUUGGGACGGCAGUACACUUUAUUCAGAAAAAAACGGGACAAUAUAGCCGUUUCCAUGAACAUGUAGUAUGUGCUGUGCUUGCGUCAAGCAAAGCCACAAGAAAUAAAACAGAUCACUUUGGCAGCCUCCGAGUGAAGACCGCCGGUCGCUCUCCGAUCUCCACAAUCGACCUGCACACUGUGAUCAUGUUGCGCGCCGCAUUGACGUCGCGAUUCCACACUGUCCGGCAGCUGGGAUUCUUGCAGCUCCUGACAAAGUGGGAAUUCGCAACACUGGGCGCAUCGAGU
This is a messenger RNA of Polychytrium aggregatum, 1082 nucleotides long. RefSeq lists its product as uncharacterized. The transcript has a single exon. The record is from RefSeq and is a predicted model, not a curated record. Lineage: Eukaryota; Fungi; Chytridiomycota; Chytridiomycetes; Polychytriales. Bases 84 to 755 code for a protein of 223 amino acids. Gene Ontology annotation, molecular function: protein binding.